AUGAGGCUUCAGCGUCCCUUGAAGGACGCGAUCGAUGCGGGAGCUCGGGCCGGUCCGGGCGUAAAAGCGAUUCCCACGGUGAAGUCCAAGAAGAAGACCUUGGCGAAGCCGCCCGCGGCCGGGGUGGCGGCCACGAGGGCGGCCGAGGCAAAGAAGAAAGCCGCGGAGAGGAAGGCGGCGCCGUCCGACCUUGGGGGUGCGGGGUCGGCUCCAGAAGAGCCCGCCGCCGGGAGUCAAGCGGAGAAGGAGAGCACUAGCCACGUCGAGCCCACCGCCAACGUUUUUCCUCUACCCAGCAUGGCUCGCGGGGGCAUGGCGAGUGCGGCGACGGGUCCGGACGUUGCUCCGCCUGUGGUGGAGGAGGAGUCGACUGACAUUGGAUCGACCGAGGGGCAGAAGGCACCCGAAGUUGAAGAGGACAUCGUCGAGGAGGGCGGUCUGUCGGAGCCACUGAAAGAGCGCCGGUCCAAGGCCGCCAGGGACCGCGCCCCGCCCAGCGACACCGACACGCGGACGGGCGAGGUUCCGUCGACUGAGGCGGUGAUGCGAGCGGACGGGGCGACCGAGUCGCGUCAUCCGCCGCCGUCUUCAUUGACCUUCACUGAGCUCCACACGGCGCUUGGCGAGGCGCAUGUGGCGGAGAUUAAGCGGCUGACCGCGCUUGUGGAGGAGGCGGCGCAGAAGAACCGGAAGCUGAUUGCCCUGGGCAGUAAGUCAUGCCCACUCGCCGUCCUCAUUCAGUGUCACUGGCCCGGGCGUUCGUUCUCACCGUUUCCUUUUCUUGUAGCAGAGGCGCAGGCAAAGGCUCUUGCCGAGGCUCGGGAAGGGUUCGUCAAGGAGUCCUUCUACCGUGAAGCCGAGUUCCGGGCGCAGCAGGCCGAAGAGGCCCGGAAAAGGGCGAAAGCGGAGGUGGCGGAAUUGACGAAGGUCCUGGAGCAGAAGGGCCGGGAGCUGGAGGACGUCAUCACCGAAUACAAGGUGAAGCUGGAGGCCGCGACUGAUGCGCGGGACUCUGCACGUGGGGCUGCCGCGUCUCUGCGGGAGGAGGUGGCGGCCUUGAAGCAGCAGCACGCCAAAGAACUUGCUGCGGAGAAGGAGGCGUCCGAGGGCAUCGUCCUGGCGGUGCAGGCCGAGAAGACCAACUUCGAGGCUUUCGUCAGGGAGAUGUCGCGGCAGAUUCUUGGUACGUGCGACUUCGUGGAGACGGCGACUCCACGGGAAUGCCUGUCGACCGCGACCGCGCGUAUCAUCGCCUGCGCGGGGGAGAUACUUGCCGCGCUCCAGUGCACGAGCCCGCGGGAGGACUUGCAUCUGCGCACGAUGGCGCGUGCUUUGGUUUCAUCCAUCGGCGGUGCCUGGCUCUCGAGGUAG
Molecule: messenger RNA, 1371 nt
Organism: Lolium perenne
Lineage: Eukaryota; Viridiplantae; Streptophyta; Magnoliopsida; Poales; Poaceae
Source: RefSeq, a predicted model, not a curated record